Molecule: messenger RNA, 210 nt
Organism: Bursaphelenchus okinawaensis
Lineage: Eukaryota; Metazoa; Nematoda; Chromadorea; Rhabditida; Aphelenchoididae
Source: the annotation of a GenBank genome assembly
AUGCACUAUCUGGCUCUGUCGUUAUUUGCCCUGUAUGGUUCGUUCAUUUUACUGUUUGUGAUUCUGUUCGUAGCUGAUGUCGAGGACAAACAGAUACGAAUCAACGCGACUGAAGCUGCUCGAGCUCAACACAAUGGAAAUAUGACACUGCUUGACGAACUACCCCACUCUUAUGGGCAUUUGACUGAGUUUCAAGUUAGACGACGAUGA